Molecule: messenger RNA, 1677 nt
Organism: Rosa rugosa (rugosa rose)
Lineage: Eukaryota; Viridiplantae; Streptophyta; Magnoliopsida; Rosales; Rosaceae
Product: adenine nucleotide transporter BT1, chloroplastic/mitochondrial-like
Exons: 4
Coding region: 281-1507 (408 amino acids)
Biological process (GO): transmembrane transport
Source: RefSeq, a predicted model, not a curated record
UUUGCAAUUUAUUCCCAAUUUUGGAAAGUAAUCAGAUUAUAUUUGUAGUUCACAGAGCUCUUUCUCAUAACCACAAACAUUGCCUUCCAGAUACUUUCAUCAUGUCCAUGCAAAAAUCUAUCUCUAUGUAUCUCAGAUCAGUAUAGUAGUUGGAUUAUGCUCUCUUACUCCAGAAAAGAUAAAUCCUUUGCCAAUUUUUGCAUACCCUCUAAGCCAAGCAACUCUGUUUCUCCUUGAAAUUUCAUAUUGAAAGUAUCAAAUAAACAAAACUGGUUUCUUGAUGGGUAGAAGAAGAUUGCAAGUGAUUGAACAUGCGAGUGAAGACUCUGUGUUGUUCUCUUCUGGGAUCAAGAUUCAAUGGAGUUUUCUAGAGAACGCUUCUCGUGGCUUAUUUGCAAGUAUUGGUCAAAUGGCAAUGGGAAUGGGAUUUGGUAUUUCACCAAAUCCUCAGAAUCUUAGGAUGGACAGCACCACAAAACUUCUGAGUUCCACACACAUGAGAUAUGUGCCUAUGCCGAUUGUGAGCAUCGGUGGAGUUGAAGAGUUGGUGAUGGAAGAAGUACUAGGGAUUGAAGAAGAAGCAGAUGUUGUGAGCAUGAACAAGAUGAAUAACAGAAGAGAUGGUUUUGGAAUGAAAAUCAAGAUUGCUAAUGCAUCACUAAGAAGGUUGCUGAGUGGAGCAAUAGCAGGUGUUGUGUCAAGGACAGCAGUUGCACCAUUGGAGACCAUAAGGACCAACUUAAUGGUGGGGAGCUGUGGCAACUCAUCCAGUGCGGUAUUUCAAUCCAUCAUGGGAGCUGAUGGAUGGCAAGGCUUGUAUAGGGGCAAUUUGGUCAAUGUCAUUCGCGUUGCCCCAAGCAAGGGUAUUGAGUUAUUUGUCUUUGAUAUGGUGAACAAGUACUUGAGCAGACCUGGGGAAGAGCUGAAAAUCCCUAUUCCUGCUUCAUCAAUCGCAGGCGCCCUUGCUGGAUUUAGCUCAACCUUGUGUACAUACCCUCUCGAGCUGUUAAAAACACGAUUAACUGUUCAGAGAGGAGUGUACAAGAACUUUUUCGAUGCAUUUUCCAAAAUUGUUAAAGAGGGAGGACCUGCAGAGCUAUAUAGAGGCCUUACACCAAGUCUAAUAGGAGUAAUCCCAUAUGCUGCAACCAACUAUUUCGCUUAUGAUACACUCUCGAAAGCUUACAAGAAGGCUUUUAAAAAGGAGGAAAUCGAAAAUGUAAUGACUCUGUUGAUUGGCUCAGCAGCUGCUGCAUUUUCAAGCAGCGCAACUUUCCCACUUGAGGUGGCUCGGAAGCAAAUGCAGGUCAAUGGGAGACAAUACAAGCACAUAUUUCAUGCUCUCUGUAGCAUUUUUGAAAGUGAAGGAGUCGCUGGUUUGUACAGAGGGUUAGGGCCAAGCUGCAUGAAAUUGGUCCCUGCUGCUGGGAUAUCCUUCAUGUGCUACGAAGCAUGCAAGAGGAUACUCACUGAGAACGAGAAUAGGAAGAAAACUAAGACUUGUUGAAAGACAAAAGAAUUUGCAAUUUUGAAUGGCGUUUAGUUCAUCAAGCAAGAUCUAAUCCCACCCACCAGCAACAAUAUUUUCAUAAUUUCCAAAGCUCGAUGAACCAGCAGUACCAGCAGCAUCAGUUUCACCGCCAUAAGUACCAUUGUAGGAAGCAGUACCAGCAGCAU